Molecule: messenger RNA, 646 nt
Organism: Musca vetustissima
Lineage: Eukaryota; Metazoa; Arthropoda; Insecta; Diptera; Muscidae
Product: calcyphosin-like protein
Exons: 3
Coding region: 2-646 (214 amino acids)
Molecular function (GO): calcium ion binding
Source: RefSeq, a predicted model, not a curated record
GAUGAGUUUUCGUGACGAUUUUUAUUCAAAGGAGGCAACGCUUAUGAAUCGCGCCAGGCGGGAAUUAGCCAAUGGUCUGGAGAAACAUCCAAUCGACAAGUUGAGAUUGAAGUGCUUCACUCGUGGCUGCAAUUCCAUACUAAGUUUGUCUAGGUGCCUUCGAAAUAUGGAAAACGAGGAAAACAAAGCAUUAAGUUUUGAUGAUUUUAAAGCAGCAAUGCGACAAAGUGGUUUGGAUUCUACCGAAGAGGAACUGAAAAAUCUCUUUUGUUGCUUUGAUGGAGAAACUUGCGGUACCAUAAAUGCCAAGGAGUUUAUAUCUAAACUGAGGCCCCCUUUGACUCGUUCCCGUUUGGAUGUCAUUGAAAAAGCUUUUGCGAAGGCUGACGCCUCUGGCGAUGGAGUUAUAACAGUGAAAGAUCUGAAAAGUAUCUACAAUGUCAAAGAUCACCCCAAGUAUUUGAGCGGUGAAUAUACGGAACAACAAAUACUUUCAGAAUUUCUUAGUAAUUUUAAUGGCAACACUGGUAAUUUGAAUGCCAAAAUUUUUAAAGAAGAUUUCAUCAAUUACUAUGCAAGUGUUAGUGCCUCCAUCGAUAACGAUGCCUACUUUGAUUUGGUUAUGCGUCGAGCAUAUAAACUAUAA